Molecule: messenger RNA, 828 nt
Organism: Salvia splendens (bonfire salvia)
Lineage: Eukaryota; Viridiplantae; Streptophyta; Magnoliopsida; Lamiales; Lamiaceae
Exons: 1
Coding region: 1-828 (275 amino acids)
Source: RefSeq, a predicted model, not a curated record
AUGCAAGGAGGCACAUCAGGCCAUAUAUCACUAGGGUUUGUAUUCUUGGUGAUAGGAAUAUGGCACCUCUUCAACUCCAUCAAGCACCAUUCUCUCCACCCCAAAACCUUCAUCUCCCUCCCAUGGUUCCCUGCCCCAAGACUAAAAUACCUAGAGCCCAUCACCAUCAUCUUGGUCACAACCGUCUUUAUAAUCUCCGAGCUCUUCGUUGCCGGCACUGGCAGCCCCACCGCCGCCAAGAACCUCCGCCACCUCGAGCACUCACUCAUCGCCCUCUCCUUCUCCAUCUACGCCUCCUUCGCGAUCCUCCUCGACCGCCUCGCCCCUCCCCGGGCUCCCCACCGCGGCCUCCUCCACCUCCUCCAGGCCGCCGCAUUCGCGCAGCAGCUCCUCAUCCUCCACCUCCACUCCACCGACCAUGCCGGCGUCGAGGGGCAGUACCACUGGCUGAUGCAGCUCGUCACGUCGGCGACGCUGCUCGCCACUUUGCUCCUUGCGGCCAACCCUAGGAGCUUCAUCGCCUCGUUCGCGAGAGGCUUCUCGGUGGUUUUUCAAGGAGUUUGGCUUGUUGUGAUGGGGUUCAUGCUGUGGACGCCGGAGUGGAUGCCUGAGGGUUGCUUCUUGAAGGGGGAGGUGGUCAUGUGCCGUGGUGACCGGGCCCUGAGACGGGCUAAGGCUUUGGUGAAUCUACUGUUUGGAUUGUAUCUGAUUGUUUUGACUGUGUUUGUGAUGGUGUUUUACUUGGUUUUGAUCAAGAUGUAUCCUCAAGAGAAAGCAGAGUAUAGAUCGUUGACGGUCAAGUUUGAUGAGGAAGAAGAGGGAGAUUAA